AUGGAACAACAACAACAACAACAACAAGGAAAAAUCGGCACCGGUGCUGCACUUUUAGCUGGGGUCGUCGGUGGGUUCAUCCUAGGUAGCAAUGAUGAUGAUGACGGUGAUCGCACUACAAUUACCACUACUAGGACAUAUGCUACUACUGCUACUCAGGGAACACGUACCACCAUAUAUACUGCAACAUCUACAUCAAAAGUUAUUUCCCAAUCUUAUACGGACCCUGAAGAUAGUGGAGAGUUCGGUAAAUGGUUUGGUGUUGCAAUUGCAGGAAUUGUAGGUGCAGUAUUAUUAAUUAUCAUUGUUUUUUCAAUUAUUAAUUCCAUAAGAAAUAGAAGGAAAGAACGCCCCAUUACAGGAACAUCAUGGAUUCCUACCUAUAAUGUACCAUCAACAGACACUACUUUUAAAAAUUGUCGUGAUGAAGAGGAUUUUGUCCCUCAAUAUACUGAAAGGGUUAAUAUGAAUGAUUUAGGUUAUUAUGAUGAAAGGGGCGACUUCCAUCGUAAUGAAGAUGUAAGAACAUAUGAUGGUAAUAAAAAUUCGCAAAUACCACCUCCAGCUUUUUUUCCCAUUGCUGAUCCUGCUUUUCCCUCUUCCAGAUCAUCAUUACCUUUUUCGAAUUUUGCUCGUCCUUCAGGUUCACCGCCAGGAGUACCAAAGAUCAAUCUACCAGAAGAAGAGCUACAAGAAGAAGAAGGUGAGGAAAAGAUACAGGGAUACGCUGAAACUGGUUCACAAGUUGAACAUUUAUCCGCUGUACCUAGUAAUAGCCCUAAAUAUGAGAUAGGGAAGGUGAAAACGGUAACAACAAGUACGCUGACGACGACCUCCACUAAUAACGGCAUCAAUGACGAUGGUGAAUCGUUUGUUGAUGUGAAAUCAUCAAGAUCAGAGGUAUAA
Naumovozyma dairenensis CBS 421 is the source of this 906-nucleotide messenger RNA. RefSeq names its product Rcr1p (gene RCR1). The transcript has a single exon. Lineage: Eukaryota; Fungi; Ascomycota; Saccharomycetes; Saccharomycetales; Saccharomycetaceae. The coding region runs from base 1 to 906 and encodes 301 amino acids. Gene Ontology annotation, cellular component: intracellular membrane-bounded organelle. The record is from RefSeq and is a predicted model, not a curated record. Gene Ontology annotation, biological process: vesicle-mediated transport.